AAUUUUGACAGUGCGCCAUCUACUGUUAAGCUUGCUACAGCUGAGAAAACAAUAAAUUGGCGAUGGCAGACCGUGUCACACAACUUCAAGACGCUGUAAAUCAGCUUGCUGAGCACAUGUGCAAUAGCAUUGGUGUACUCCAACAGAGUGCUCAGCCGUCCAAGUUCCCUGGGUGUGAGAAACAAGCCUCUCAAGAACAGCAGCCUAAUCAUGAGGAUUACACUCAGCUCUUUGCUCAACUGAUUGCCAGGACAGCCAAGGACAUAGAUGUACUGAUAGAUUCUCUACCAAGUGAAGAAUCUACUGUUGAACUUCAGAAUGCAAGUUUGCAGAGGUUAGAAGAGGACAAUGAGAUAGCAGCCAAACGACUUGGUGAAGUCGUUGAGAGGGGAGAGCUUCUGCUCCAUCGCAUUCAAGAAGCCCUCGCUGAGAUCGCUGAUGCCCAACUCAAGACCAAGAGUUCCUCUUCAUUGGCUGCCUCACUGGCUGCGUCAUCAUCAAUGAAUUCUUCAUUGGGUGCCCUAGCAUCAGCAUCAUCAACUCAGUCUUCAGGGUCAAACUCAUCCCUAAAUGUGGGCGGGACCUCAGCAAUGAAUGGGACAAAUACUUGACAUUCUCUAUUUAAAUCAAGUAUUGAUACUGUUAUCACACAAUGAACUGAUAAUCUAUUUGUACAGUUUAUAAAUACUCUGCAAUUAAAUAUGUGGCUUUUGCUUGUAACUGCAAUUAAAUGCAAAGACAAGAUAGUUGUUCUCAUCUCACCAUCAGAGUGGAGUUAGACCCUACCGUAGUGUCUGGACCUUCGGACGUUUAUUUGAUUUGAAGGAUUCACAGUUAAAGAUAUCUGACUGCUUUCUUGCCCAAAUUCAUAAAAAACACUUUAAAUCAAAGAUGAUUUUAACCCCAACCUAUGAUUUCAUGCAUAACAAAAUAAGCAUAAAGAAUACAGGCAUAAUGUCCAAGUAUUAAUUUGAUCAGAUUUAUUAUGCUUGCAUACAGGUCUAUUACCAUAAUAAGACUGGGGGGGGUGAUUCAGCCCCCCUUGACAUUUUUCACGAUAAAUCUGCUGAUAUAUUGUUUUUUACUGCGCCGCUCGCUGACUUUCUACUUUCAAGUCUCGCUCAACUUUUGAGACCAAAGUAUGACUCCUGGGUACAUGGUUCCGAAAUGACACAAAAUGAAGUGCAUGCAGACCCAAAAUUGCUCAAAAUCCAAUACAAAUGGUUUUUUAAAGCUAAAAGUCGUAGAUGCAUCAUUAUUUCUCAUUUUACUGAUUAAACUCAAUUAAUUUCAUCCUGUUUAUGGUCAGAAUAAAGUCCCAGACAAUUUCCAUAGAAAAAACAAUAAAAAAGAAAAAGUUGAAAAAUAGAGAAUUACAUAAGAAAAAAACCCUGGUAAAAUACAUAAGAAAAUAAUUAUGAGAUUGAAAUUUGUUUUCAAGUACAUUUGAUCAGAAUCCUAUAAAGAGUCUGAUAAAAAAAAGCAUUUUAGGGGCCUUAUUUAGUUAAUUACAGCAAACGUUUGAUUGUACGCAUAAAUUUGCAUAAUUAAUUCAAAUUGAGAUUUUUCGAAGAAUUUGAUUAGCUUUGUAGAUUAUGCCAUGGGCAACACGUGCAGAUUUUCAUCGCGAUCGAGUGUUGAAAUAGCCCAGUCUUUUUAGGGUUAAACAACAUCUUGAAGCAGGUUUUAAUAUCCUUUGUGAAUUCAAGCCUUGGAGUAUUCAUAACCAAGUGAGGGAUUUAGCUGUCAAUUUUUUUUUCAUAUGUUUAGAUAAAAGGUUUAAAAGCCCACUGACAAUAUGCCAUCCUGGGUACCUAUGUUUAAACACUUAACCCAGUUGAAGCAAAAACUUUCACGGAAAAUAUGGUUUAGUUAGCUUUUGAGCCCUAUUACUCCUGUAUGUACUUUAAUGUCAAAGUUACAAAGUAAAUUACUAUUACUGAGCAUGAUUAUCUCCAAAGCCCAUUAGCCUUGUAUAAAAAGAUUGUCAAUCAUCAUCUUUGAUAAGGAAUUUGACAUCAGCUGUUUAUCCAGUAUUAAAAGAGUUUCGGACUUGCAGUUAUGUAAUGCUAUGUAUAUUCCACCCAUCACCUCAUGUGGUAAAGCCAGUGUCUCCCUUACCCUGGCCCGACACAGUCCAAAGCAGGCUGAAGAAUAUCUGUGAUGGGACAGAAUUAUUUGUUGAGUCCAUAAAAUGCAGAGCUCUAUUUAACAGUAAUGUCCAGUACCGGCUGCACAUAAACAUUGUUAGCCUAACAGUAAGCUCAGUCACACCUUCAUGAUUGUGAAGUAAAUACAUUCGUAUAUCCUAUGUGUAAAUAACAUGCCACAUUACUGGUUGUAACAUGACCUCUGUUAUGGCAUUGUUAGCGCUAACAACGUUUCUGUGUGGCUGGUACAGUUGAUUUUAGAAUCCAUCAUUAAACGAGGCAAAAGCGAUUUUGUGUCUCGCCCACUUAUGAAAAUAACCAGAAAUAUUGUGAUUUGCGAGGGCUCGCAACAUAAUUGUAUCGAAACUUCAUUGUGAAAUGACUGGGAUGGAAUAACACUUGUCAUAAGAGCCUUGCACGUAAACUUUAAUGUUGACCUGAAAAUGACCUUUGACCUUACCAUGUGACAUCCGACUGCAGCAUAACAUGCAGGUCCCCAAAGGCUAUCUACCAUCCAAGUUUGGUUGAAAAGUGACUUACAGUUGCGGAGUUAGGUGUCAUAAGAGUCUUGCAUGUAUACUUUAACGUUGACCUGAAAAUGACCUUUGACCUUACCGUGUGACAUCCGACUGCAGCAUAACAUGCAGGUCCCCCAAGUUCAUCUACCAUCCAAGUUUGGUUGAAAAGCGACUUACGGUUGUGGAGUUAUGUGUCAUUAGGUUUGUGACGGACGGACAUUUGGAUCCCUAAGUCUCGCCUUCACCUCCGGUGGGCGAGACGAAAAAGAAGAAAAUUGAUAUAUUGCAAUCGUGAACAAAUUACAGAAUUCACAGAAACUGCAAUUUUCAACUCUGCAUAACUGUCUUUAUAAUGUGUUAAUGCCAUUUUUGUACAUUUGUAUACAGAAAAAUAAAUAAUGCUUAGAGGAUUUCAAAGCAAAA
Molecule: messenger RNA, 3091 nt
Organism: Lytechinus pictus (painted urchin)
Lineage: Eukaryota; Metazoa; Echinodermata; Echinoidea; Temnopleuroida; Toxopneustidae
Product: mediator of RNA polymerase II transcription subunit 21-like
Exons: 4
Coding region: 63-611 (182 amino acids)
Biological process (GO): regulation of transcription by RNA polymerase II
Cellular component (GO): mediator complex
Molecular function (GO): transcription coregulator activity
Source: RefSeq, a predicted model, not a curated record